CCCACGCCUUGAGAAGGAUUCCUAUCGAUUCGCUGAGCGCUCGGCAGCUCUUUCUGGUAGCAGGCGGCCAUCUUGCCUGGAACCUGAGAGAGGGAGAACACCGAUAGAAGGAACGGCCGACACUGGUCUCAGGGCCGCCCCGGGGGCCUCAAGAGCCGGAGGCAGCCCCGGAGGCUCCCGCGGGCGGACACGCCAGAAGAGGAGGCCGGGGAAUGGCCGCGGUGUGGCAGCAAGUCUUAGCAGUGGACGCGAGGUACAACGCGUACCGCACACCAACAUUUCCACAGUUCCGGACCCAGUAUAUUCGUCGGCGCAGCCAGCUCCUGCGGGAGAAUGCCAAGGCUGACCAUCCCCCAGCGCUGCGUCGGCAGUACCUGAGGCUGCGGGGGCAGCUGCUGGGCCAGCGCUACGGGCCCCUCUCCGAGCCAGGCAGUGCUCGUGCCUACAGCAACAGCAUCGUCCGCAGCAGCCGCACUACCCUUGACCGCAUGGAGGACUUUGAGGAUGAUCCUCGGGCCCUGGGAGCCCGUGGACACCGCCGUUCUGUCAGCCGCGGCUCCUACCAACUGCAGGCACAGAUGAACCGUGCCGUUUAUGAGGACAGGCCACCCGGCAGUGUGGUGCCCACGUCGGUGGCAGAGGCAAGUCGGGCCAUGGCUGGGGACACAUCGCUGAGUGAGAACUACGCCUUUGCGGGCAUGUACCAUGUUUUUGACCAGCACGUGGAUGAGGCAGUCCCAAGGGUGCGCUUCGCCAAUGAUGACCGGCACCGCCUGGCCUGCUGCUCACUCGACGGCAGCAUCUCCCUGUGCCAGCUGGUGCCUGCCCCACCCACCGUGCUCCGCGUGCUGCGGGGCCACACCCGUGGUGUCUCCGACUUCGCCUGGUCUCUCUCCAAUGACAUUCUCGUGUCCACCUCGCUUGAUGCCACCAUGCGCAUUUGGGCCUCUGAGGAUGGCCGCUGCAUCCGGGAGAUCCCUGACCCCAGUGGUGCUGAACUGCUCUGCUGCACCUUCCAGCCCGUCAACAACAACCUCACUGUGGUGGGGAAUGCCAAGCAGAAUGUGCAUGUCGUGAACAUCUCCACGGGCAAGAAGGUGAAGGGUGGCUCCAGCAAGCUAACAGGCCGUGUCCUCGCUCUGUCCUUUGAUGCCCCUGGCCGGCUGCUCUGGGCGGGUGAUGACCGUGGCAGUGUCUUCUCCUUCCUCUUCGACAUGGCCACAGGGAAGCUGACCAAAGCCAAGCGUCUGGUGGUGCAUGAGGGGAGCCCUGUGACUAGCAUCUCUGCCCGCUCCUGGGUCAGCCGUGAGGCCCGGGACCCCUCACUGCUCAUCAAUGCCUGCCUCAACAAGCUGUUGCUCUAUAGGGUGGUGGAUAACGAGGGGACCCUGCAGCUUAAGAGAAGCUUUCCUAUUGAGCAGAGCUCACACCCUGUGCGCAGCAUCUUCUGCCCGCUCAUGUCCUUCCGCCAGGGGGCCUGCGUGGGUAAGUCUUGUGGGGGCAGGGACCAGGGCUGGUGCCCACCUGGCUCAAACAUCGUGACACCCUGA
Cynocephalus volans (Philippine flying lemur) is the source of this 1550-nucleotide messenger RNA. It is a transcript of the gene WDR13, whose product is annotated as WD repeat domain 13. The coding region runs from base 213 to 1550 and encodes 445 amino acids. Lineage: Eukaryota; Metazoa; Chordata; Mammalia; Dermoptera; Cynocephalidae. The transcript has 9 exons. Gene Ontology annotation, cellular component: nucleus. Gene Ontology annotation, molecular function: promoter-specific chromatin binding; protein binding. The record is from RefSeq and is a predicted model, not a curated record.